Molecule: messenger RNA, 1362 nt
Organism: Microsporum canis CBS 113480
Lineage: Eukaryota; Fungi; Ascomycota; Eurotiomycetes; Onygenales; Arthrodermataceae
Product: acyl-CoA dehydrogenase
Exons: 5
Coding region: 1-1362 (453 amino acids)
Molecular function (GO): flavin adenine dinucleotide binding; acyl-CoA dehydrogenase activity
Source: RefSeq, a predicted model, not a curated record
AUGGAUACUCCCUUUGGCUCCCCUGUUCCCUACGCUGAGCCGCAGUGGUACUCACGAGACUGCUCCCCAUACCAUGAUGAAUCCCAUAAGAAACUCCGCGCGUGUGUUCGAGAGUAUGUGGAGAUGGAGCUGAUGCCCUAUGCUCACGAAUGGGAAGAACAAGGCUUUGUCCCGGAAGAAGUUCGUUAUUUAUCAUAUUCCUUUUCAAGUAAAGAUGGAUCAAAGGCUUCAUCUUUCAGUACGACCAUCAAGAGAUUUGCGAGACGUGGCUUCUGCAUCAUAGACAGAUCUAAGCCGGAGUACAUGGGCGGAGUCAGCCUGCCAGCAAACAUUGAACCAGCGAAAUGGGAUGUCUUCCACACACUGAUCGUUGCUGAUGAGUUGAAUAGAGUGGGCUACAGCGGACCUAUCUGGGGCCUAAAUGGCGGGAACAGCAUUGGAUGUCCCCCAAUUAUGAAUUUUGGAACCGAGAAGCAGAAGCAGGAAUAUUUACCAAGAGUUGCUCGUGGUGAUAUAAGAUUCUGUUUAGGGAUCACUGAGCCAGACGCGGGGUCCGAUGUCUCCGGGAUCAAGACCGUGGCAAAGAAGGUUGGUGACCACUAUAUCGUCAAUGGAGCAAAGAAGUGGAUUACCAAUGGCAUCUGGGCGGACUACUGCACUGCUGCCGUUCGAACCGGUGGACCUGGCCACGGAGGCAUAUCCUUCCUUAUUAUCCCCCUAACAGCUGAGGGAGUCACGAGAAGACGAAUGUUCAACUCCGGUGUCCAUGCAAGUGGCUCUACUUUCUUGGAAUUUGACGAUGUUGAAGUACCAGCAGAGAAUCUCAUUGGUAAGGAGAAUGAAGGAUUCAAGUAUAUCAUGUCCAACUUCAAUCCAGAGCGCCUAAGCCUGGCAAGUGCUUGUAUUCGACUCUCACGCGUCUGCGUAGAGGACGCGUUCAAAUAUUCUACGACGCGGGAGACCUUCGGUCAACCUCUGCUGGCUAACCAGGUAAUCCGAGCAAAAAUCAGUAAGAUGGGCCAGCUAAUCGAGCCUUGUCAAGCGUUUAUGGAUCAACUAGCAUAUACCAUCAAAUCGUCUGAGCAAGCUGGGCAGAAAAUCGAUAUUGGAGGGAUGACUGCUUUGCUGAAGGUUAUGAGCACACGCUGCUUAGAAAAGGUGUGUCGUGAGGCUCAGCAAAUUAUGGGGGGAGCUGGGUAUAAUAAGGCCGGUAAAGGGUCAAGAAUUGAGGCCAUCAGCCGUGAUGUCAGGGUGUAUGUUGUUGGCGGAGGAAGCGAAGAGAUUUUGAGAGAUCUUUCUGUUCGAGAGGAGCUUAAGCAUAUGCGUAAAGUCAUGGAUGCGCAGAAAAGAGCCAAGAUAUAA